AUGGCAUCUGUGGAUUUCUCGUCGCCUCGGCAGAGCCGCGCAUCAAGCAAUGCGUCCUCCAAAGCACCCAAAUCACCUCUCUCUCUCGACCUUUCAGACCUCCCACCUCUCAUAACACCAUCAGAACCCUCAAAUACUCUCAUCAUAACUAACCUCCACGAUGUCGCCAUCUUCCACCCAGCGAAUCUUGCCACCAUUCGCGACAGUAUUAAUGAGCGCGCCGAACUCCACUCCUUCGCGCCUCUCAAGUCCUUUCGCCGCAUAAUCGCUUCGUUCUUCAAGAUAGAGGAUGCUAUAUCUAUACGUCAGCAACUUGACGGUACGCACUUGAUGGGCUGCCCAACGCGCGUCUUCUUUGGUGAACCUACUCCAAUCAACCCAGCGGACCAACAUCUCGACCUACCCAAGAGUGCCAGGCUCUUCUUCAUCAGCCCUCCUCCAUCGCCGCCGCAUGGCUGGGAGGUGCGCAAUGAAGACCCCCCAAAUAAAAUGGUUCACGCGGAAGAUUUGGCAACUGCUCUGGCGAAACUGAAUGCCAACACAGCAACAAGAGAUAUAGGCAUCGACUGCCCCUCGCCAACCACAGAAAGCGGCAACCCGGAGACAUCACCUCGAGCUAAGACGAGGAAGCGCGGAAGUUCCACGGUCGUGUAUCACCCUGAUGACCACGGCGACAGCCCUCUCCUCCCAGUAAUUUCCGUCGACGAUACGACUGGCCUGUCAGGAAGCCCUGGUAUCCUUACUCCCCUGAAUGUAGAUCGCAUGAAAGAGGUCAGAACAGAGCGACCUCCUAUGGAUAUUAUGACUGCAUGA
Molecule: messenger RNA, 813 nt
Organism: Pseudovirgaria hyperparasitica
Lineage: Eukaryota; Fungi; Ascomycota; Dothideomycetes; Acrospermales; Acrospermaceae
Product: Calcipressin-domain-containing protein
Exons: 2
Coding region: 1-813 (270 amino acids)
Biological process (GO): calcium-mediated signaling
Cellular component (GO): cytoplasm; nucleus
Molecular function (GO): calcium-dependent protein serine/threonine phosphatase regulator activity; nucleic acid binding
Source: RefSeq, a predicted model, not a curated record